UCUAUGUUUGACGUUAGUACGUUACACAAUUAUUGACAACUUGUCAGUACAAUAAUAGUCAGUACCUAAAGUAAACUGACUGGUUUACCCCAACCAUUCGUGAAUCGAAAUUCGCGGUACCUUUACGUUUGAGUAAAUAAUAUUAUAUUCCUUGCUCGGUGUAAAUAGAUUCAUUUAUUUGAAAUCUCAGAUAUAUUUUUUAAGGAUUUUGCUCACGCCUUCGAGGGUCGCGCAGCAGCUAGUAAUAUAAUACCUACGAUGGUAAAUACCUGAUUAACAUGGUCAAAGCAAGAAAAUACGUGGUGAAGACGCAUUUUGUGGGAAUUCCUAAACGUGACGAUUUUGAGUUGGUAGAAUAUGAAUUGCCCCCAAUCAAAGAUGGAGAGUUUCUGGUUAAGGCAGAAUGGAUCAGUGUAGAUCCUUACAUGCGUGCUUACAACGCUUUCACUCCCGUACCGUAUGACCAAUUUGGUUUCCAGAUCGGUUUAGUUCAGGAAUCUAAGAAUUCUAAAUACCCAGUGGGAAGUAGAGUCGUUUCACAUAAAGGUUGGUGUGAUUACGCUAUCCUAUCUAACUCCCAAGAAGCAACGGAAAUCACCUAUAAAAUGCCUGACCUAAAGGGUCUACCUAUGGAACUUGCAAUUGGUACUGUGGGUAUGACUGGCGCUACAGCUUAUUUCGGUUUUCUGGAGAUUUGUAAACCAAAAGCUGGAGAGACAGUUGUGGUGACAGGAGCUGCAGGUGCUGUGGGUUCUAUCGUCGGUCAAAUAGCGAAAAUAAAAGGAUGCAGGGUUAUCGGAUUCGCCGGAUCAGACGCUAAGGUUGAUUGGUUGGAAAAGGAACUUGGAUUUGAUAAAGCGAUUAAUUAUAAAACAGAAAAUAUUGACGAAGCUUUAAAGGCAGCCGCUCCUAAGGGCGUCGAUUGCUACUUUGAUAACGUUGGUGGAGGAAUCAGUACUACUAUUAUGAGUCAAAUGAACAAAUUUGGUAGAAUUUCAGUAUGUGGAAGUAUAAGCGCAUACAACGAUGAUCCUAAAAGUAUGCCGAAAGCUGUAGUGGUUCAGCCAUCUAUGGUAUUUAAGGAAUUGAAAAUGGAGGGAUUUUUGGUGUCUAGAUGGGCUAAACCAGAAAAUAGAUGGCCAGAGGCGUUUGCUGAAAUAGCAAAAUGGAUUAUGACUGGCCAGUUAAAGACUAAAAGUCAUAUAACAGAGGGUUUUGAUAAAAUCUAUGAUGCGUUUAUUGGUAUGCUUGCUGGAGACAAUACCGGUAAAGCGGUAGUUAAAAUAUAAGUACCUUUUACAUUUUUUUUAUUAUAAAAUAAAAUGUGUCUUGUAAACUGUAAA
Leptidea sinapis is the source of this 1343-nucleotide messenger RNA. RefSeq names its product prostaglandin reductase 1-like. Lineage: Eukaryota; Metazoa; Arthropoda; Insecta; Lepidoptera; Pieridae. Gene Ontology annotation, molecular function: 2-alkenal reductase [NAD(P)H] activity; 15-oxoprostaglandin 13-reductase [NAD(P)+] activity. The transcript is spliced from 3 exons. Gene Ontology annotation, cellular component: cytoplasm. The record is from RefSeq and is a predicted model, not a curated record. Gene Ontology annotation, biological process: prostaglandin metabolic process. The coding region runs from base 279 to 1289 and encodes 336 amino acids.